This is a messenger RNA of Orcinus orca (killer whale), 3649 nucleotides long. It is a transcript of the gene PCSK1, whose product is annotated as proprotein convertase subtilisin/kexin type 1. The transcript has 14 exons. Bases 595 to 2856 code for a protein of 753 amino acids. Gene Ontology annotation, biological process: protein processing. The record is from RefSeq and is a predicted model, not a curated record. Gene Ontology annotation, molecular function: serine-type endopeptidase activity. Gene Ontology annotation, cellular component: Golgi membrane; trans-Golgi network. Lineage: Eukaryota; Metazoa; Chordata; Mammalia; Artiodactyla; Delphinidae.
GUUAUAAGAAUCCUCCUCCCUCCCUUCUCCUCUUACACAAGAUAAUCAAGUAAAGAUAAAGAAAACGGACAGAAGGGAAGGAAAAUGUGCUGCACGCCAGAUCUUUGAUUCGUGGUAGUUAAAUUCAAAUGGGGCACUUCUCUUUGAGAAGUGAAGGUGUUCCUCACGGCUACAGAAUUUACAAUCAGAACGGGAGCAGACUUAACCGAUACGAGCAAAGGUUUCCUUCCUUUUCUUCUCUGUUGCUUAUUUUAGCCGCUUCUCCAUCCCGCUGGGAAUACCAUCCAGAUCUUAGUCCAGGUAUAUCUGACGUCAAGAGAUGGCUUUCGUAGAUUUGACGUGUAAACACUGAUUUCCAUUCCGACUCGGAAGGGCUGGGGCUCCACUCUGCCGGGAGACCGGGAGACCGAAGCGCUGCACUGAGCGCUCGCCGCCGCCCAGCCUCUCCUGCGCGUCUCUGUCUUGUCGCAGAACAACCGGGAGCGAGAAGUGGUCCAGAGCCGGAGGGUGGAAGGGGCGAUCCUUUCUGGCUUUUCUAUCUUGCUUCUCAUUCCCCCUCUCCUUCCCACUCGUGUGCGAGCGAGUGGGAGAGCCAUGGAGCCAAGAGCCUGGACUCUGCAGUGUACUGCUUUCGCUCUCUUUUGCGCUUGGUGUGCAUUGAAUAAUGUAAAAGCGAAGAGGCAGUUUGUGAAUGAAUGGGCGGCGGAGAUCCCCGGGGGACCGGAGGCAGCCUCAGCGAUAGCCGAGGAGCUGGGCUAUGACCUUUUGGGUCAGAUUGGGUCACUUGAAAAUCACUACUUAUUCAAACAUAAAAACCAUCCUCGGAGGUCUCGAAGGAGUGCCCUUCAUAUCACUAAGAGAUUAUCUGAUGAUGAUCGUGUGCUAUGGGCUGAACAACAGUAUGAAAAAGAGAGAAGUAAACGUUCAGUUCUAAGAGACUCAGCACUAGAUCUCUUCAAUGAUCCGAUGUGGAAUCAGCAGUGGUACUUGCAAGAUACUAGGAUGACUGCAGCCCUGCCCAAGCUGGACCUCCACGUGAUACCUGUUUGGCAAAAAGGCAUCACAGGCAAAGGAGUUGUUAUCACUGUACUGGAUGAUGGCUUGGAGUGGAAUCACACAGACAUCUAUGCCAACUAUGAUCCAGAGGCUAGCUAUGAUUUUAACGAUAAUGACCAUGAUCCAUUUCCCCGAUAUGAUCCCACAAAUGAGAACAAACAUGGGACCAGAUGUGCAGGAGAAAUUGCCAUGCAAGCAAAUAAUCACAAGUGUGGGGUCGGAGUUGCAUACAAUUCCAAAGUUGGAGGGAUAAGGAUGCUCGAUGGCAUUGUGACGGAUGCUAUUGAAGCCAGCUCAAUUGGAUUUAAUCCUGGACAUGUGGACAUUUACAGUGCGAGCUGGGGCCCUAAUGAUGAUGGGAAAACUGUGGAGGGGCCUGGCCGACUAGCCCAGAAGGCUUUUGAAUAUGGUGUCAAACAGGGGAGACAAGGAAAGGGCUCUAUCUUCGUCUGGGCUUCUGGGAAUGGGGGGCGUCAGGGAGAUAACUGUGACUGUGAUGGGUACACGGACAGUAUCUACACCAUCUCCAUCAGCAGUGCCUCGCAGCAAGGCCUAUCCCCCUGGUACGCUGAGAAGUGCUCCUCUACGCUGGCCACCUCGUACAGCAGCGGGGAUUACACCGACCAGCGAAUCACGAGUGCUGACCUGCACAACGACUGCACAGAGACCCACACAGGCACCUCUGCCUCAGCACCCCUGGCUGCUGGCAUCUUCGCUCUGGCCCUGGAAGCAAAUCCAAAUCUCACCUGGCGAGAUAUGCAGCACUUGGUUGUCUGGACCUCUGAGUAUGACCCACUGGCCAAUAACCCUGGAUGGAAAAAGAAUGGAGCAGGCUUGAUGGUGAAUAGUCGAUUUGGAUUCGGGUUGCUAAAUGCCAAAGCUCUGGUGGAUUUAGCUGAUCCCAGGACCUGGAGCAGUGUGCCUGAGAAGAAGGAGUGUGUUGUAAAGGACAAUGACUUUGAGCCCAGAGCCCUGAAAGCUAAUGGAGAAGUUAUCAUAGAAAUUCCAACAAGAGCUUGUGAAGGACAAGAAAAUGCUAUCAAGUCACUGGAACAUGUGCAAUUUGAAGCAACAAUUGAAUAUUCCCGCAGAGGAGACCUUCAUGUCACCCUCACUUCUGCUGCUGGAACCAGCACCGUACUGUUGGCUGAAAGAGAGCGGGAUACAUCUCCUAAUGGCUUUAAGAAUUGGGACUUCAUGUCUGUUCACACAUGGGGAGAGAAUCCCAUAGGCACUUGGACUUUGGGAAUUACAGACAUUUCUGGAAGAAUGCAAAAUGAAGGAAGAAUCGUGAACUGGAAGCUAAUUCUGCAUGGGACCUCUUCUCAACCAGAACACAUGAAACAGCCCCGAGUGUACACGUCCUACAACACCGUUCAGAAUGACCGAAGAGGGGUGGAGAAGAUGGUGGAUUCGGGGGAGGAGCAGCCCACACAAGAGAACCUGAAUGAGAACCCUCUGGCAUCCAAAAGCCCCAGCAGCAGCGGUGUGGGGGGCAGAAGGGAUGAGCUGGCAGAGGGAGCCCCUUCUGAGGCCAUGCUACAACUCCUACAAAGCGCUUUCAGCAAAAACUCACCCCCAAAGCAAUCACCAAAGAAGUCUCCAAGUGCAAAGCUCAACAUCCCUUACGAAAAUUUCUAUGAAGCCCUGGAAAGGCUGAACAAACCUUCCCAGCUUAAAGACUCUGAGGAUAGUCUGUAUAAUGACUACGUUGAUGUUUUCUAUAACACGAAACCUUAUAAGCACAGGGAUGACCGGCUGCUGCAAGCUCUGGUGGACAUUCUGAGGAAGGAAAAUUAAAAUGAGUGGUGGUCCUAAGUUGGAAAUAGUCAUGCUUUUUCCUUCCCGUUAGAUAUUGCCUGUGUCUGAAGUGGUUGUUUUGUCAUUGAUUCUUCUGCUUGUAAUAUCCUUUGCGGUACUUUUUCUUUUUCUCCCCAACCUGGAUAGUUGAAAGCUAUGAGCUCAAGCAGUAAAUCCAACUUCCUGAAUUGAUUAUAGCUCUUUCAAAACACAUCUUCCCUGCCUGCACAAGUCAAAUGUUUUGUUCUUUCUGGAGCCACGGUUCACACGUGGUCCUCAUACCACAUGAGAAUGCCUCCUCAAGCCUCCCAUUUCAUGUCUGAAAAGAAAAGGCAUCACCUGGGCAACAGUUAAUUUGAAAAAGUAAUCUGCAAAAAAUGAGAGGAAGGAAAACUAUUCUUAACAGCUUGUCCUCUGUCUUUGCCAUGUGGUGAUUCAAAUUUUGAUGCCAAAGAAGGGUUUGGAAAGUCUCUAAUGAAGGAGUUCACAAUCAGACUCACACCCUGGGUCUUUCUACUCCAAAGUACUGCUCAUUCAGGAAGUGGCCAUUAGAUCAUCCUGGGGAAAGGCUGGGUUAUUUAGAUCCAGAAACAGGCCUCAAACCCUGCAUUUUCUGGGUUGAGCAGUUUUAGAGCAUUUUUCUUUGCUUGGCUUGGUGUACCAUGGAGAGGCCUCCAUGGAUCUAAAGGUGACUGUGACUCGUGCUGUGAGCUCUGGCCUUCCUCUCUUCCUCAUUACCUUCUCCUUUCUCAGCCACAAACUAAAUGCUGAGAGAGCUACUGAUACCACUUUC